UCUUUCUUGCGUUCGGUUAUAUCAAAGUGCUCUACAAUGAAGAUACAGUUUAUUUUAAUCGUUUUGACCUUAUCAUGGGUGAAUAUUGAGGCUGAAGCUGGAAAAUUUCUUAGCGAGAAACCAAAUUUCUUGAAUCCCUGCAGUGUGAGAGGUGCCGGUUUUAAGAAUUGUUUUGUCAACAAUAUGGACGGCAUACUAAAUGAAUGGAGAACAGGUGUACCCGGUUUAGAUUCAAUUGGCGCCAUCGAUCCCAUGGACAUAAACCACAUCUCCAUUGAUGGUGAUCCUCAAAGUCCAAUGGGUAUUAAUUUGAAACUGGAUGAUGUCAAAUUGAGUGGCAUAAGUGGGGCGAGAUGCAGUGAAGCCAGCUUCAGCACAGAUCCCUUGGGCAUGAGUGCCCUCUUCGAUUUAUCGAAAAUUACCAUGAAGGGUGAAUAUAACAUUAGCGGUCAUAUUUUGGAAAUGCCAUUGGAAGGAAAUGGUCAGGCAGUGAUUAGUGUGGAUAAAAUUGUGGUAGAACUUAAAAUCCGUUUCAUCAGACGUCAAGAAAAAGACAAUCUAUUCUUGGAUGUGGAACGUCUGCGUCUGGAUAUACAUGAACUAUCUGGUCUUAAUUUAAAAUUCGAUAAUCUCUUCAAUGGCAAUUCAGCUCAAUCGACUGCUGCGCAUAAAGUUUUAAAUGAAAAUUCCUCCACCAUCUUUAAGGUCUUUAGACCCAGUCUCAAUGGUGCCAUGGGAAGACUGAUGAAAGAGUAUUGGUCCAAAAUAUUUGCCUACAUUCCGGCUACAUAUGCCUUUUCAGAUUUGCCAAGUGUUAAUGCGAGAAGAGGGUAAUCAAAUACCGAUUAGAAGAUUGUGAUUUUAUAUUAGAAAUUUAGAAUAU
Molecule: messenger RNA, 883 nt
Organism: Stomoxys calcitrans (stable fly)
Lineage: Eukaryota; Metazoa; Arthropoda; Insecta; Diptera; Muscidae
Product: protein takeout
Exons: 6
Coding region: 37-834 (265 amino acids)
Source: RefSeq, a predicted model, not a curated record